This is a messenger RNA of Aspergillus welwitschiae, 947 nucleotides long. Its product is annotated as superoxide dismutase. Gene Ontology annotation, molecular function: copper ion binding; superoxide dismutase activity. The transcript has 5 exons. Bases 96 to 626 code for a protein of 176 amino acids. The record is from RefSeq and is a predicted model, not a curated record. Gene Ontology annotation, biological process: removal of superoxide radicals. Lineage: Eukaryota; Fungi; Ascomycota; Eurotiomycetes; Eurotiales; Aspergillaceae.
AGCGUAGUGUAGUUCGGUCAGUUCGUUUUCAUGAUUCUGGCAUGAUUGUCCUACUUUUAUACACACACAAUACGCACAUACCCUGAAUCACGGCAAUGGUCCAAGCAAUUGCAACGGUACGAGGUGAUUCAACAGUGUGUGGUACUGUUACAUUCGAACAAUAUGAUGAGAUAGCGCCAACAACAAUCUCGUGGAGUCUCCGUGGAAACGAUCCCAACAGCGAACGGGGUUUCCACAUCCACGAGUUCGGUGAUAAUACCAACGGCUGUACUUCAGCAGGCCCUCACUUUAAUCCAUUCGGAAAGACGCAUGGUGCCCCGGAUGACCUUGAACGGCACGUGGGUGACUUGGGGAAUUUUCGAACUGAUGGAAAUGGAAACGCAGAAGGGACUAUGCAGGACGGACUGAUUAAAUUAAUUGGACCAGAAAGUAUUAUAGGCCGGACUAUUGUCAUUCACGCUGGCUGUGACGACCUUGGCCGUGGUGGAAAUGUCGAAUCCAAAAAGACAGGAAAUGCGGGUGCGCGGCCUGCCUGUGGGGUAAUUGGACUUGCAGCAGGGCAGUCUACUACGCCAGCCUUCAUUGCAACUCAUCAUUCCUUUGCUCGCCAGCGUGGUGUUCUCUGACUGUUUGAUUCCUAUGUCAUUUCGUAUCUAUAUCUGAUAUUGAUAUGAGGUACUAUCAAGUAGCCAUGUCAGCAAGAUUACAGCCACACCAGACAAGUAUGUCAGUCUAGACUCUGGCUCAACCUAAGGGGCGGAUAUGCCUCGGCUAAUUGUUUAUAUGAUAUUGCAAAAUGAUUGGUUUAUUUAGUGCUCUGAUGUCAACUUUUGUGGCAUAUGAGACGUUAAUAAGAAAGGACAUCGCAAAGUUCUAAGGCAGAUAGGCCGAUCAUAACUACAAAGGCCAGAUAGUAACGUUUUGGUUAAUGCCAUUUUUCACUAUCC